AUGCCAUCGACAGCGUCCCCUAUAAUAACGACACCUACUCCUGUAAUUCCAUCCGAGCUACGAACAGUCGCCCAGAUCCGCAAUGCUGCCGCGCUCAAGACGAACAAGUCUGUCAAGGGGGCUGCCCCGUUGACGGCAAUGAACUCUCUUCGCCGGCUCGCUGAAGAGGCCCAUCUCAAGGAGCAACAGGGAGAUUUGCGAGGCGCGCUUUUUCAGUUUGUCCAGGUCGGCGUUCUCCUCCAGUUCGUCCAGGAAUCCCAAGAUUAUAAACAAGAGUCCCAGCGUGGCCGUCACGGUGCGCUCUAUCACCUAAUGGCAGACUUUAACAAGGGUCCCUUUGAGGCUAUGAUGAAGAGCGUCGCAAAUUUGCAGGCGCAGCUCCUCCAGGCCGAGCGUGCAGAGGCUGAACGGGCCGAUGUGGCGUCAGAGACGGAUGGCUCGCUAAACCGUCGAGCGGGCAACUCGUUGGCAGAACGUCUAAAGCAGCUCCAAGGAAGCGGGAUCCAAGCGGAGCUCAUUGGCAAAAAGAUUCAGCGCCCGCCCUCGCAAAACUUUCGCCCGCAGUCACCACCUGUGCUUGUCCCCUCACGGGGACCGACCCCAGCGCCUCGAGGUCCAACACCUGGUCCAUACACCGUCAGGAGAUCUUCGAUAAGUCAGAACGUGUUCAUUCCUCCGAUCCCUCCGGCAAGCCCGAAGCCUGCCAUCCCAUUGUCUUCUCCAUACACUCGUUCGACCCCGACCCCGAUCCCCGCUGGAACAUCCCCAAGGCAGUUUGUUCCUGUGUCCAAUCUCGGUCCGCCAUCGCCGACACACUCGGCUGGAUCGUCUCCAGAGGACGAUGACAUUCAGGUCCCUCGCAUGCGCAAAGUCGAGACGCCAGUCAGAAGCCCAUCCGACUUUUCUAGAACAUUUCCGCCUAUUGACGAGCUUAAUGAACGCGAUCCCGUGCCCAUGUUCCCCUCAGUCCCGACACAUGCUCCAGGCAUGAACGGAACAAAGCAAACGACGAGCCCGAAUGGGAUCAAUGGACACAAGCCAAAUGGACUCCCUUGGAAAGCAAAAGCAUUCCCAGCAGUCAUGGAUAUGGAGCCGCGACCAGCGAGCACUCCAAUCCCUAUCAAGCGCAUGAGCGGCGGUGCGCGCCCAAUUACUCCUGCCAACCACGGCUCGCCAGGGCACGGAUACAGCCCGAAUCAAUCACAAGCAUCCCCUCGAACAGGAGGAUAUCCGGUUGGAGACCAAGCAGUCUCUGUAGAUCUCCCCAUCACCAACGCAAUCACACCUCAGAAGCUCAACUCGUUGCUCGAGACCCGGGGACUGAAUAUUCUCAUGCUCGAUGUUCGCAACCGAGAACAAUUUGAUAAGGAGCGAAUCAACCAUGACGCUAUCGUGUGCCUGGAACCAAUGGUGUUGGCACGCCAAGGCAUCAACUCUUCUAUGAUUGAAGGUGCCCAAGUAAUAGCUCCCAACAUGGAGCAAGUAUUGUUCAAGAACCGUUCUCGGUUUGAUCUCAUCAUCAUGUACGACGAGUCGUCGACGACCAUUGCACCAAAUACUCCCAUCUACUCACUCUCGCGCGCUAUUUUCGAAAAUGAAUUUCAUCGACCUCUCAAACGCCCGCCAAUGUUGCUUAUUGGAGGUUUCAAAGCCUGGAAGGCUACCAUUGGUCAGGAGGGCAUCUUGAAGCGCAUCUCACCCUCUUCAUCCUCUGGCUCAAUCUCUAAUGGCGAUGCCAUUCCACCGGAACCGACGGGAUCCACCUCGACAUCUGCUACAUCAGCCUCGGAAGAAGAGACCUUUUUGUACGAUAGACGUGCAGAGAUCAAGUAUCCUCCCGCGGAGAAACUACAACCACAGACGACUGGAUCCGACGUCAGCACAGAAACUCCUGGAACUCACAAGCUUACUAGGCCACGAACCGUUUCCAAGCCUCCUUUGCCACCUGUUCAAUACUAUCGGUCUCGCGCGACUAGCCCUCCCCCAACUACGCAAACACCAACAUUGGUCUCGACAUCCGGUACUCGCAAUGGCCCUAUUCAAUAUCCGACUUUCCCUACUCCCUUUUCACCGCCACCAGGAACCGAGCCAACUCCCCCGCAAGCAGCUUCCGUCAACCAGUAUCCAAUUUCGCGUAAACGAAGCGAUUUUGCAGACCAGGGUCAGGCUUAUUCAGGUUCUGUACAACCGGGUAGACCCAUUGACUAUCCUCAAUUGGCCCUCAAUCAUGUCUUGCCGCCACCACCUGCUGCUGCAACAGCCACAAGCGGUGCGACGACCAAACUCGAACCUCGAAGUCGCCUCGGUCAAGCAGCGUAUGCGCCCACUGCUGCUCCACCACCGGCUCCGAUGAUCAAAUCCGAUUAUCCCGUGGUCUUUUGGUCGGCGAGCGAGAUCGGAAUGUCCGGUUUGAAGAACUUGGGAAAUACGUGCUACAUGAACUCGGUCUUGCAGUGUCUCAGCGCCACCGCCCCAUUUGCUCGUUUCUUCAUCGACGGUCGCUGGCGAAAUGCCGUCAAUAUGCUCAACCCGCUCGGAACCAAGGGUAAACUCACAGAAGGUUAUGCACGACUAUUGGUCGAUAUGUGGCAAGCAGAUAUGGGAGCCUUGACUCCGAUCCCUUUCAGAAAAACUGUUUGCGCCUAUGCCCCUCAAUUCGCAGAUUCGAACCAACAUGACGCUCAAGAAUUUAUGAUUUUCCUCCUCGAUGGACUCCAUGAAGAUCUCAACCGUAUCCUCCAACGACACAUUAUUGAAACCAGACCCGAGCGGGAGGCGGAACUUGAAGCUUUGUCGACGCAGAUUGCUAGCGAACAAGAGUGGCAGCUCUAUCGCAUGACAAACAACAGCAUAAUUGUCGACUACUUCCAAGGCCAGUUCCGUAAUCGUAUGGAAUGUAUGACCUGCCACAAAACUUCGACAACGUACAACACGUUUAUGCAUCUCUCCUUGCCCGUCCCCGACCAUAAGCAGGCGUCCCGUGUUUCAUUGCAGCAAUGUCUCGACGCAUUCGUACAGCAGGAAGUCAUGGAAAAGACAGACGCCUGGAACUGCCCCAACUGCAAGGCACUACGCAAGGCGACCAAAGUACUGACACUAUGCCGUCUACCCCCUGUCCUCCUCAUCCACCUCAAACGGUUCUCCUUCAAGGGGCCCUUCACCGAGAAGAUCGAGACACUGGUAGACUUUCCCAUCAACAAUCUCGACUUGACUGGAUACAUGCCACCACCGCUCCCUGCUGGCGCAGAACGAACGAUUGUCAAGUAUGGCAGGCCGCAAGUCCUCGGAUCAGAUGAUCCUCGUCGACAACAACCACCCUACAAAUAUGACUUGUUUGGUGUCACUAACCACUACGGAACACUCAGCAGCGGGCACUAUACAGCAUUUGUGUCGAGUGCUGCCGGAUGGAGAUAUUGUGAUGACAGCAGAAUCACACGCGCUGACAAGAAUGCUGUUGUCACAAAGGCGGCUUAUAUUCUCUUCUAUAAGCGGACUCAUUAA
Molecule: messenger RNA, 3501 nt
Organism: Serendipita indica DSM 11827
Lineage: Eukaryota; Fungi; Basidiomycota; Agaricomycetes; Sebacinales; Serendipitaceae
Source: the annotation of a GenBank genome assembly